AGACGCUCCCUAAGCAGAUGGGCGCUCCCCUUGUUCCUUGGUGCUGAUGCAGCCAGCCAGAAGCGUCUAACCGGACAUCGCCUGCACUACAUGACACACUGAGAAGCGAUGCUUUGACAGUCUGCAGGCUUGCUGAGACCCAGGCCAUUGCCAUGGCGUUGUAUUCCAGUUCCUUGGGAACGGCUAGUCCUGCGUUUGAGCCAUGGUCCACAGCUUCAGUGGAUUUGGAUGUCCUACAUUUGCUGGGCUCUGUGGCUGAGGAGAAUAGCACUGCAGAAAGGUGUUACCUCUCACACUCUCACAGCAGUGUGCUUCAGGGGCUGCCCUUUGGUGGAGUGCCCACUGUUCUCGCUAUCAACCUCGUCCUCUGGCUGUUCCUGUUGCUGGUUUUCUCCUGUGUGAGAAAGGCUGCAUGGGAUUACGGUCGUCUGGCUCUGCUGAUGGAGAAUGACAGCCUAACAUCACUUUUCUAUGGAGAGCAAAGUGAGAAAGAGAAGUCUCCUUCUGAAACCAGUCCCUCAGACUCAGAGACCAAAGAUAUGGGCUUCUGCUCCUGGCUCACAUCUCUCUACCACAUGAAGGACGAAGAGAUCCGUAGUAAGUGUGGCAUUGAUGCAGUUACAUACCUGGCAUUUCAGCGCCACAUCAUCCUUCUCAUUGCUGUAGUGUGUCUGCUCUCACUGAGUGUUAUCCUGCCUGUCAACCUCUCUGGGAGCCUCCUGGAGGACAGCCCUAAGAAUUUUGGUCAAACAACUGUGGCUAACAUAGCAGCACAGAACAGUUUUCUGUGGAUACACAGCAUCUUUGCACUACUUUAUUUUGUAAUUACUGUACUCUGUAUGGUUCACCACUCCUCACAGUUGGAAUACAAAGAGGAUGAGAAGGUGGCAAGAACUUUAAUGAUCACCAACAUUCCCAGAGAGAUUUCUGACCCUGGCCUGAUUACCAAACACCUCCACGAAGCUUAUCCGAGCUGUACAGUCACGGACAUCUGCUUCUGUUUCAACGUACAAAAGUUAAUGAAGCUGGACUCUGAGAGGCGAAAAGCAAUGAAGGGGAGGCUGUAUUUCACUACCAAAUCACAGAAGGAAGGGAGGAUCAUGAUAAAGACACAUCCCUGUGCUCAGAUAUUCUGCUGUGAUUUAUGUGGCUUUGAACAGAUCGAUGCAGAGCAGUAUUACAGUGAACUGGAGGAGAAGCUUACAGAUGAGUUUAAUGCAGAAAAGAAUCGCAUUACCAUGAAGAGAUUGGGCAUUGCCUUUGUCACUUUCAGAGACGAGAGGAUGACUGCAGUCAUUGUGAAGGACUACAGGAGGGCACGUUGCCGUCGGAAACCGCAACAGUCCAGCAUUACUACGGUCGUGCACUCGCACCAGUGGGGUGUACGCUAUGCCCCUGCCCCCAAUGACAUCAUCUGGGAGAACCUGUCAGUGAGUGGCUCUCGCUGGUGGCUUCGGUGUGUGUUGCUUAAUAUCCUGCUCUUCCUCCUGCUGUUCUUCCUCACCACUCCUGCCAUUAUUGUCAACACUAUGGACAAGUUCAACGUCACUCGACCUGUGGAAAGCCUUCGGAAUCCAGUUAUCACCCAGUUCUUCCCCACUUUGCUCCUAUGGGCUUUCUCCGUUCUGCUCCCCUUCGUCGUAUAUUACUCUGCCUUCUUUGAGUAUCACUGGACCAGGUCCAGUGAGAAUCAGAUCACUAUGCACAAGUGCUUUCUACUUCUGGUCUUUAUGGUCAUCAUUCUGCCUUCACUUGGUCUGUCCAGUUUGGAUUUUUUCUUCAGGUGGCUCUUUGACACUCACUUCCUGGAUCAGAAAGAUGUAAAGUUCCAAUGUGUGUUCUUGCCUGAUAAUGGAGCUUUCUUCGUGAAUUACGUCAUCACGUCGAGUCUGAUUGGCACGGCGAUGGAGCUGCUGCGGAUUCCCUCACUACUGGUUUACUCGCUGCGUCUUUGCUUUGCAAAAUCCAAAGCGGAGCGCAUCCAUGUUAAACGAAGUCAGGCCUAUGAGUUCCAGUUUGGGUUAGAGUAUGCCUGGACUAUGUGCAUAUUCUCUGUCAGUAUGACCUAUAGCAUUACAUGCCCCAUCAUCGUACCCUUUGGGCUGUUGUAUUUGAUUCUGAAACACAUGGUUGACCGCUAUAACAUCUACUAUGCCUACAUCCCCACCAAGCUGAGUCAGCACAUCCACUCUGCUGCUAUCAGGCAGGUGCUUGUGGCACCAAUUCUCUGCAUGUUCUGGCUUCUCUUCUUCUUUGUGCUCCGACUGGGUCCAAUGCGACCCAUCACUCUGUUCACGUUCAUCUCUGUACUUUUGUGUAUCAUCUUUUCCUUCUUUGGAAUCUGUCUGAAAAAACUACAAUUAGACAGAUCAACAAUGUAUCAGAUGUCUGAUACAACCAUAGAAGGAGCCUAUAAUGAUAUGGAGAGAAGCACUGCAUCCACCACAACUACUGCGAAUCUCUUCAUAGCAUCGGUUUUAUUGGAGCCGGAGCUGGGUCUGACACCCAUGCCCUCUCCUGCCCAUCAGAGUUAUGGCACCAUGGGCAAUUGCCAGGCUUCGGUGCACGAGGAAGAGGGGGCAACUGGGAAAGAUGCGGAGGAGACAGUGGAGACGGAGCUUGAGGACACACCAGGACCUGUCUGCUCCAGCUCUCUGAUGGACAGCCCAGUGGACUACCAGUGACACCUACUCACCUCUACCAGCAAAUUAAAAGCCCCCUGCCUCAUCUUAACUUGAGGCUGUUACUGAGGCACAAUGCUGCAUUUUUUUCCCCCUCCAAAAAUUGUUUCAGGAGUGGAUCUGGCACAACGUGUGUCCACUCAGUCUCUCCCUCUUUCUCUUGCAAUCUUUCUUGCUCUAUAGCCUUCUGUCUUCUUCUGUUCUCUUCUGUUUUUCUUGGGCCUUUCUUGAGGCUGAUGGCGUCUGGCACAAUUGCUGACGGAAGUAUGGAAAACUGGACCCUGUGCUUUGGAGGAGCUUUUCCUUGGCUCUGCUGAUUUCUAAGGCCAUGUCCUCUCUUUAGUGUUUUUCUGUACUUGUUCUCUGUGUCUCCCAAAAGCUUGACCCAGUGCACUUCUAUUUAGGCAGGAUGUCAGAGAAAUUGGACACGGGAAGGAAUACGUUUGUACUUGUUGCUAGUGGCUUAUUACUAAUCUUCAUUUAAAAAUUAUUAUAUAAGACUGUUUUUACUUGCUGUUAGGGGUUUAUAUGAAGGUGUACAGUAUCACUGUUCAUUUAAGGAAUGUUGUGCAUUAUUAUUAUUAUUAUUAUUAUUAUUAUUAUUAUUAUUAUUUGGGAUAUUUAACUGUGUAAUUUGGAGGGAUUUUAAGCAUUUAAUCUUUUGUCUUAAUCUUUUAUUGCAUCAAGAGUGCAGAACCCAUCUCCAUCAAUCCUCAAUCUGCCUGCUACAGCUAUGUUUAUUUUUUUUCCUUUGCUGCAUACUCAUGAUUGUAGUACAAAAUGGAACAAAAGCCACAAUUAUGCCUACAGUGCAAAUUAAUGUAUUCAGCUAGGACAAACUAGGACACAGAGAAUCUUGGAAUAUACAGUACUAUAAAGAACAGGAAACGCAAACCAAAGUAAAAUUCCCAAUCUGUUACUUUACAAAAUGAGUGUAUUCUCUCAGCAUUUGAUUAAUUAGACACUAAGAGUGUGCGUGUGUGGGGGGGGUAUUAUCAGACGGACAUUGAUAUUAAUAUUGCAUUCGGGCAUCACUGCCCAGGGUCUCCAACACUGCAUGUAAUCAAAUGUAGUCAGCAUGUAAUCAACUACCUUCCUUACACAUGAUUCUGUUCAGUCUGCAGCACUCUCAACCUGGUGAUGUGUUACGCCAGCUACUAAAACACUCUAAUGCGCUUUGUAAGUUUUGUACUAUGCUCUUUGCUGCUAGUGGUUAUAUGACUGGUUGAGAUGGGGGUGGGAGGGUUUUCUUGCCAAACUGAAUGCAACCGAAUGUUUGUUUUGUGCUCUCUUGUGGUGCCUUGAAGAGAGAUUUGAAGAAAAAGAAAAAAGAAAAAAAAAAACUUUUACCUUUUAAAGUACCUGACAAUCCAGCAUGGCCUGUGAUAUGCUGCAUGGACUGGUGAAAACAGAGCAGGAGAUUACAAAGUGCCAAAAAGUCCAGUACGUACUUCAUUUAUGCAGUUGCGUAAAUCGCCUUAGCACUUAAGAAGGAAAUCAUAAAUUCUCUCAUAAAGCACAACAUCCAGCUUCAAAUCCACAUUCAUCUAGUUUUCUUCCUUUCUGCAGUCCUAUUUAGAUAAACAGUACAACACCCUGAGAGAUGCAGACUGAAUAUUAAUUAGAUUUAUUUGAUCAAUUUGUGCUGAUUGUAUUUACUAGCAUCCAGUGUGUAGAAUUUGUUUUGUUUACGCAGUGGAGGUUUGUGGGUUGUGAGGUUUCUAUGUAUGACAGGGAGCACAGGGUGAGCUGCUGUACUGUAACCCACUGUACCGUAUCUCACUGCACUAUAGCAGAAGACAAUAAAAUAAAACUCCAAACAACACAUCAACGUUAUGUUCAUUAACAGUAUGAAAGUACUUUAUACAUUUCUUCAUGCACAUAUGCAGUCACAUGAUUGAGCAUCAUUGGAAUUUUUAGGUUCUAUCUGGGGGUUUUGUUUGUCAAAAUGAGUUGAUGUUAUUAAUAUGUUUUAUACAUGCCACUGGGGGCUGGUAUCAGUUGGCUAGCAUGGCUAAGCCCCUCUUUGUCUUUUGAAUAUAAAAAGAAUUAAAUGUCUGGCCUAUCACCAGGAGAUUGUGAAUUAGACAGCCAUCUGUGACUGGGAGCUAAGGAAGAAAAAUUAGCCGUGUACUCUGUGCGGGAGGGACGGUAUACUCUCUCUCCUAUGUCAAUCACAGUGACACUAGCCAAUCAUGGAUGUUUGCGAGCUCAUGUAUGUGGAAGAGGGUAGAUAGCAUUUUCAAGUCGCAGUUUGAAAAGAUGUGGUUGGCUGUUUUCUUAGAGGAAGCACUUGUUAGCCUUCCCCCUCCCAGAGAGCUGGAUGGUGGGUGGUAAUUGGCAGGUGACCAAAUUUUUGAGAAAAUAGUGGGGGGUUAUUGAAGACAUCAAUAUGGAGCUUCAGUUUGGCAUCCACAGUAGAUUAUUAUCUAUUGUUAUGAUCUCAUAAGGAAGAAUAUUUUGGUCUUUU
Molecule: messenger RNA, 5151 nt
Organism: Ictalurus punctatus (channel catfish)
Lineage: Eukaryota; Metazoa; Chordata; Actinopteri; Siluriformes; Ictaluridae
Gene: tmem63c
Product: transmembrane protein 63C
Exons: 23
Coding region: 153-2684 (843 amino acids)
Cellular component (GO): plasma membrane
Molecular function (GO): calcium-activated cation channel activity
Source: RefSeq, a predicted model, not a curated record